Colletes gigas is the source of this 2089-nucleotide messenger RNA. It is a transcript of the gene tank, whose product is annotated as etoposide-induced protein 2.4 homolog. Bases 294 to 1250 code for a protein of 318 amino acids. The transcript has 7 exons. Gene Ontology annotation, cellular component: endoplasmic reticulum. NCBI's taxonomy places the organism in Eukaryota, Metazoa, Arthropoda, Insecta, Hymenoptera, Colletidae. Gene Ontology annotation, biological process: macroautophagy. The record is from RefSeq and is a predicted model, not a curated record.
AAUGAAAAGCAAUCGGUCGAUAUAUUUUUGCAAAAAUGGUUUUUCGUUAGUUUUAUGAAACGUUGGAUUAAUAGUUCCGUUGAUUUAAGUAGCUGGCAACACAUAUUAUAUACUUUUAAAAGAUUUUUAUCGGUUUCGUUUCAUUACCAAUUGAUAGUAUAUUCCACAUUCAAAGUGUCGCAAAAUUUAGUGUUUCGUCAUUGUAAACACUUUUCUUAUAUUGGCUUUCUUGAUCUUUUAAUCUAUGUGGAGCAUAGAUUAAUUAUAUUCUAUUGGGAACAUCGUUAGGAAAUAUGGAUAGCACGGCAGGAAUAAUACGUUCCAUAUAUUGGGGAUUUGUAGACAGCUUAAGGGGAGCUAUCGUCUUAUUUUAUAUGGACAAACGUAUAAAUGAAAAAUUACACAAACAAUCUCCUUCUAAAUUAGAAAUUUAUGGAAAAGAUACCGUAGUCGUGCAUAAUACCACAAGGCAUUACAAUGAAUUAAGAAAAUCAAAAGUGUUAAAAAGAACGGUUCAGUGUUGCGCGUUAAACGGCGGUGUAUUUUGGGCGAGUAUAUCUAUCUUUGAAUGCGGUCUGCUUCCAUUUCUCAAGUACUUAUUGACCAUUAUAUUUGGCCACUCGCCGGGCAUGGGAAUGACCGUUUGGUCCUGGACAAAACCAUUUUUAUCAUUGACAUUUGGCACCGUAUGGGUGCUACCAUUAUUUCUACUCAGUAGGGUAGUUAACUGUUUAUGGUUUCAGGACAUUGCGGACAGUGCUUAUAGAUAUAGACAAGGAAGGCCGUUACUUUUGUCUAGUAUGAGCAAACUGGUAGCGGAUACACUUUUCAGCAUAGUGGUUCAAGUGUUAUUUUUGGGUCAAGGAAUGUUGGUAUCCAGGAUUCCCAUACCUCUUGUAGGCGACAUCCUAGCUCUUGUACAUAUGUGCCUCUUAUAUGCUCUCUAUGCUUUUGAAUACAAGUGGUUCAAUAUGGGUUGGGAGUUGCAUAAACGAUUAAGCUUCAUCGAAACUAAUUGGCCGUAUUUUGUGGGUUUUGGUCUGCCCUUAGCGGUACUUACCCAACUACCCAAUUCGUAUGUAAUAAGUGGCUGUGUAUUUUCUAUAUUAUUCCCAGUAUUUAUUGUAAGUGGAAACGAAGCGGAACCGGUGACCGGUGUAUGUGAUUAUCCGCUAAACCUGUUUUCGCCAGUAAUUGCUAUUGCAAAUACGCUUUUCAAUAAAACAAUCGGACCAGUGAAUAGACGGUGACAAUGCAAAAUAUAAUCUGCAAACACAUUUGGAAUAAUGAAUGUAGUAAUAAACUAUUUUUCAGGUUUUUACAUAUUUUUUUAUUUUUCAUUAGUCGUAUAGUUGGUUCAUUCUCUUGCAUAAUAAGAUCAUUGAGAAUAUAAUUUUUAUUUUAUGUAUGACUGCAAACGAAGUUUAAGACAUAAUUCGUAUGUCAUAAAUUGUUGUAAAUAUAGGUACAUUCACGAAUUGCAAAUACGAAUACAAAAGUAGUAAAUUAUUACAUUAACAAAAAUGCAUAGAAAGUCCACAGAUUUGUUAACAUUUAUGAAAUAAGUAUACAUGUUCCUUGCUGUAUUAUAUUGUACCAGAUCAAAAUUCAAAAUUUUAUACAUUUCUAUUGAUCAUUACAUUGUACAGAAUUGAUAUGCAUAAAUAUACAAUUUAAAAUUAUUGUUGAAUAGAAGUUUGCACAGUUUUAUUAAAAUGAACGUAAGGACAAAAAAAAAAAAAUAUGUCCAGCUAUUUCUAUUACCGUAUAAAUACACGUAAACGGUAAUAUAGAUAAGAUGCAAAAAGGAAUGCGAGUAACUAUAUCGUUUUAACGCAUAUAUAUUUUAUAUGUAUUUACUAAACUUGACGAAUGUACUUGAAAAUUUUGUUGCGAGAGAAUUUAUUAUCCUGUUUUAUAGUUUUGAAGUGUCAAAUUUUAUUUAACUGCAACUAGUCAAUUUUAAGACUCUUGAAUUGUAACUUUUUGAUGACAAUGUUUAUUAAAAAAAGUUUACGAUUACAAAGAAAGUCAAUAUAUUUAAUUAUAUUAUUCACGCGAUAGCAAAGAUUGUAUAAAAUAACAAAAU